UCAGGCUCACAAUUCACCAGCAGUGCUUUCUUUUUUGGGGGACCGAAGCCUUAAUAAAAGCACUCCGUUUUAAAGAAGUGACACAAAACGUCCUGGCUUGGAAUAGAUUAUCUACAAGAUGACUCCAGACAAAUUACGUAUAUCUUGAUCUCCAUCACCUACCGACCGUAGCAUGGAUUUGACCAAUUGUACCAAUGUGAAUGGCUCCUCUGAAGAACCUACCGAAGGGCCAACGAGCAAGAUCUUGAUAUCCCUCACGCUCUCUGUGCUUGCUGUAAUGACGACGGCCAUCAACUCCCUCGUGAUCACAGCGAUAAUAGUGACGAGGAAGCUGCACCACCCAGCCAACUAUUUAAUAUGCUCCCUUGCAGUCACUGACUUUCUUGUGGCCAUCCUGGUGAUGCCCUUUAGCAUUGUGUACAUCAUCAAGGAAACAUGGAUCAUGGGUCAAGUGGUGUGCAAUAUCUGGCUCAGCGUUGAUAUCACAUGCUGCACCUGCUCCAUCCUGCACUUGUCUGCCAUAGCUCUGGACAGGUACAGGGCCAUCACAGAUGCAGUCGAGUACUCAAGAAAAAGGACACCCAAACACGCUGCCAUUAUGAUCUCGGUGGUGUGGGUUAUCUCCAUUUUCAUUUCCAUGCCGCCGUUGUUCUGGACAGCCAACAAGGAGGACGAAUGCCUCAUAAAGCACAGCCACAUCGGCUUUGCCAUUUAUUCCACCUUUGGCGCCUUUUACAUCCCGUUAGCCUUGAUCCUCAUCCUCUACUACAAAAUAUACAGGGCGGCCAAAACCCUCUACUACAAGAGAAGCGUAAGCCGGAUUGCAAAAGAGGAGAUGAACGGCAACGUCUUGCUGGAGUCCACAGAAAAGACUUCCAAGAACAACCCAUCCACCCUGUGCAUCCCAGAGAAAUCCUUAUCCGAACCUUCCACUGAUGGAGACAAGAUCCACAUUACUAUCAGAAACCCCAAAUGUGAAACCCGGAGAGAGAAGUCUUGGAAGAAGCAGAACAUUUCAAGCGCUCGAGAGAAGAAAGCAGCCACGACUUUGGGUCUGAUUUUAGGGGCAUUUGUAAUAUGUUGGCUACCUUUCUUUUUGAAAGAAGUCAUCAUCAACAUCUGCAUGAAGUGCUACAUCUCUGCAAACAUGUCAGAUUUUCUGACGUGGCUGGGAUAUCUCAAUUCUCUCAUAAAUCCACUGAUCUACACUAUCUUCAAUGAGGAUUUUAAAAAAGCCUUUCAGAAGCUGAUCAAGUGCAGACAUUACCUUUAAUACACAAAGGUGGUGUUUCGGGGAAAAAUAAUGUAGGGCUUGGGACUGCAGAACCAAAACUAUUUGAAAUGAUUGCUUUAUUUGCAGUAUCUAUUACAGUGAGUAUCAAAAUAUGGAUCCCCAGCAGAAUGUGUUGUAUUUGUAAAGGAUUUAUUAAUUGUAUUGUUCAAUUUUUUUUUUUUUUUUUAAAUCAGUAUUGGUAACGUACACAAGUUCUCUUUUUUUGCAUCUCCUUUUAUCUACAGUUGUGAAAUGGUAUAUUUUAUUAUUGAUGAACCCUACUAUAAAGAGUGCAGCUCUGAACUGGGCAAUCACUCCAACACCUGAAUUAUCUUUGAAGUAAAAGAAGCAAAAUUCCUCAAUAUUGAGACUUUACAAACAAAUUGUUGGUGUUCUGG
Polyodon spathula (Mississippi paddlefish) is the source of this 1671-nucleotide messenger RNA. RefSeq names its product 5-hydroxytryptamine receptor 1F-like. Gene Ontology annotation, biological process: chemical synaptic transmission; G protein-coupled receptor signaling pathway, coupled to cyclic nucleotide second messenger. The transcript has 2 exons. The record is from RefSeq and is a predicted model, not a curated record. Gene Ontology annotation, cellular component: dendrite; plasma membrane. Bases 173 to 1273 code for a protein of 366 amino acids. Lineage: Eukaryota; Metazoa; Chordata; Actinopteri; Acipenseriformes; Polyodontidae. Gene Ontology annotation, molecular function: G protein-coupled serotonin receptor activity; neurotransmitter receptor activity.